Messenger RNA from Triticum turgidum subsp. durum (durum wheat), 849 nucleotides. The record is from the annotation of a GenBank genome assembly. NCBI's taxonomy places the organism in Eukaryota, Viridiplantae, Streptophyta, Magnoliopsida, Poales, Poaceae.
AUGGCGCAGCCCGCUAAGCUUUCCCGUGAGGAGAAUGUGUACAUGGCUAAGCUUGCAGAGCAGGCUGAGAGGUACGAAGAGAUGGUCGAGUUCAUGGAGAAGGUGGCCAAGACAGUUGACUCCGAGGAGCUCACCGUCGAGGAGCGCAACCUUCUGUCAGUUGCUUACAAGAAUGUUAUUGGUGCCCGCCGUGCCUCGUGGCGCAUCAUUUCCUCCAUCGAGCAGAAGGAAGAGAGCCGUGGCAACGAGGACCGUGUCACACUCAUCAAGGACUACCGUGGAAAGAUUGAGGUUGAGCUCACUAAGAUCUGUGAUGGUAUCCUCAAGCUUCUUGAUUCCCACCUUGUCCCCUCAUCCACCGCUCCAGAGUCCAAGGUCUUCUACCUGAAGAUGAAGGGUGAUUACUAUAGGUACCUUGCAGAGUUCAAGAGUGGAACUGAGAGGAAGGAUGCUGCUGAGAACACCAUGGUGGCAUACAAAGCUGCUCAGGAGAUUGCACUGAAAGAGCUGCCCCCGACUCAUCCUAUUAGGCUUGGGCUGGCACUCAACUUCUCGGUGUUCUAUUAUGAGAUCCUCAACUCUCCAGACCGUGCUUGUGACCUCGCCAAGCAGGCUUUUGAUGAGGCUAUCUCAGAACUGGACUCUCUGAGCGAGGAGUCGUACAAGGACAGCACUUUGAUCAUGCAGCUUCUGCGUGAUAACCUGACGCUGUGGACUUCGGACAUCUCGGAGGACGCUGCUGAAGAAAUGAAGGAUGCUCCAAUUUGUGUUGUGAUAGGGAAGCUUGUAGCUGCCUUGCUUGCUCGGCGGCCUGAUUAUCGGGCUGCACUGGUUAUUGCCUCUUGUUGA